This is a messenger RNA of Postia placenta MAD-698-R-SB12, 621 nucleotides long. RefSeq lists its product as hypothetical. The record is from RefSeq and is a predicted model, not a curated record. The annotation marks the transcript as partial. Lineage: Eukaryota; Fungi; Basidiomycota; Agaricomycetes; Polyporales; Adustoporiaceae. The transcript has a single exon.
AAUACCACGAGCGACUCGGAACAAGUCUAUGUGUUCAAAGGCACCCAGUACAUUCUCAUUGAGAUCGUAAGCCACACUGACUCUCUCGUCUACGGGCCCAAGACCAUCGUCGACGACUGGGUUUCGUUGCGCCAUGUCGGAUUCACCACCAUCGACUCCAUCCUUCCCCAUCCGACUAACAUCAAUCGGACAUACGUCUUCUCCAGGCAACACUACGUCCUCAUCGAGUUCCCUUCCUAUCCCGGUGCUGGAGACGACGUCCUGGUCUACGGCCCAGAGGAGACCGUCUUCGACUGGCCUAUUACCCAGGAAUCGCCCGCCGGCACUUACGACGUGACGCUCCUGUCUCCCGCUUCGCCCACCAACGGCUUUUACGGAGCGUACUUCUUCAGGGGCACCGAGUACACGAGUUUCGUGUUUGCUCCGAAUGCGGAUGACCAAGGCAUAACCUACUCGGAAGCGCACACUGGGGCGGACAUCGACACAGACUGGACGUCCCUCGAUCAGGCUGGUUUUGCCUCGAUCGACAUGGUGAUUCCCAUCCCAGUAAGCCCCGCAAACAAUAGCUGGGUCAUCAGUGGCCCGCAGUAUGGAGCCAUACAAUUUGCUCCAGGUGGGUAG